UAAUUUCUUUCAAAAGGUGAAACAGAAUAAACUAGUCUAUUUACAGUACCUGCAAUUGACCUGCAAAGCAUUUAGGGUCAGUUUACGACAGGGAGUUCCUACAAUUUUAUGGUAUCUAGAUGAUACUAAAUUCUAAAGGAACUUUCCUCUCUCAUUUCCAAAGCAACCGUUGCCUGUGCCAGUCGAAGCUGUACUCAUAUAUUUUUUUAAUAUUUAAAUAAACCAGUGUCAUAAAAUCAGCAAAAAUAUUUUCACCAAAUUAUAAAACGAAUCUGAAGGGUUGCCAAAGGUUUUUACGGCUCUACGUUGAAGAAGAAAAAAAUGAAAUCUUUAUUUUAUGUCACUGUUGGAGCCAUAGGAGCUUUCUCAGGCAUAUGUAUAUAUAAAGGGGACGAAAAAUUUUACAAAAACUUUGUUAUGCCAGUUAUUCACUUACUGGAUCCAGAACAAGCACAUAAGUUAGCUGUUAUAACGAGUCAAUACAGACUAACUCCUGUUAGUAAAUACAAAGACCCUAAUACUCUGAGUACAACCGUGUUUAAUAAAACUUUUGCAAAUCCAAUUGGUAUUGCUGCAGGCUUUGAUAAAGAUGGAAAGGCUGUUAUGGGAUUGAAAGAUAUAGGAUUUGGUUUUAUAGAAGUGGGCUCAGUUACCCCGUUACCUCAACCAGGAAAUGAAAAGCCUAGAGUUUUUCGAUUAUCUAAUGACCGGGCAAUAAUUAAUAGAUAUGGUUUUAACAGUGAAGGCCAUACAGUAGUAUUUGAAAGAUUAAAAGAUGCCAAAACACACUUAGAUUCUCCAGUAAUCAUAGGAGUUAAUUUAGGUAAAAAUAAAACAUCAGAUGAUUCAAUUUCAGACUACGUAAAAGGUAUAAAUACCUUUGGUAGUAUAUCUGAUUAUCUAGUUAUUAAUAUUAGUAGUCCCAAUACACCCAACUUACGAUCUUUACAAAAUAAGGAGAGUUUAAGACAAUUACUGAAAGCAGUCAUACUUACUAGAAAUAAUUUAGAAGUUUCUCCUAAACCUCCUUUGUUACUAAAAUUAGCACCAGAUUUAACACACAACCAAAGGAGAGAUAUAGCUGAUGUAAUAAAACAGCCGGACUGUAAAGUUGAUGGUUUAAUAAUAUGUAACACAACUAUUGAAAGGCCUCAAUUAAAGAGUGAACAUAAAAAUGAAACAGGUGGCCUUAGUGGAGAGCCUUUAAAAGAUGUGUCAACUAAUAUGAUAUUAGAAAUGAGUCAGCUUACAAAUGGAAUACCAAUAAUUGGUGUUGGAGGUGUAGCAUCAGGUAGAGAUGCAUAUGAAAAAAUUAAAGCAGGGGCAAGUCUGGUACAAUUAUAUUCCAGUAUAGUGUUUGAAGGUCCUCCAGUAGUAACAAAAAUUAAAAAAGAAUUGUCCAAGCUGUUGGAGGAGGAUGGUUAUAAGAAUAUAUCAGAAGCAGUUGGAGUUAAUGUUAAGAGUAUAUAAAUAAAUCUCUAUCUCUAAUAGUAAUAAGUCUAAUACUGUGAUGUAAUAUAAAAUUCAAAAUACAUUUUUUAUUUAUUC
Messenger RNA from Sitophilus oryzae (rice weevil), 1548 nucleotides. It is a transcript of the gene Dhod, whose product is annotated as dihydroorotate dehydrogenase (quinone), mitochondrial. Gene Ontology annotation, biological process: pyrimidine ribonucleotide biosynthetic process; 'de novo' pyrimidine nucleobase biosynthetic process. The record is from RefSeq and is a predicted model, not a curated record. Lineage: Eukaryota; Metazoa; Arthropoda; Insecta; Coleoptera; Curculionidae. Bases 322 to 1470 code for a protein of 382 amino acids. Gene Ontology annotation, cellular component: cytoplasm; mitochondrial inner membrane. The transcript is spliced from 7 exons. Gene Ontology annotation, molecular function: dihydroorotate dehydrogenase activity.